This is a messenger RNA of Aspergillus homomorphus CBS 101889, 2490 nucleotides long. RefSeq names its product putative autophagy ubiquitin-activating enzyme ApgG. The record is from RefSeq and is a predicted model, not a curated record. Bases 221 to 2365 code for a protein of 714 amino acids. Lineage: Eukaryota; Fungi; Ascomycota; Eurotiomycetes; Eurotiales; Aspergillaceae. Gene Ontology annotation, biological process: autophagy of mitochondrion; autophagosome assembly; cellular response to nitrogen starvation. Gene Ontology annotation, cellular component: cytoplasm; phagophore assembly site. The transcript is spliced from 7 exons. Gene Ontology annotation, molecular function: Atg12 activating enzyme activity; Atg8 activating enzyme activity.
GAUAUGAGAAUGUCAAUGAGACACCCUCCUUCGGAUUCCUCACCUUUCAUGGACCUUUGGCUCUGCACUGUACUCACCACACUACAUCAGUGAUUAAACGCAGGUCUUGUCAUUGAGUCGACACUGGAAGUCAAUUACCUUUUCACCUGAAUAAAGCAAGUCCAUUGAUUAGCCUGGGCUAUUCUAAAUCACGGCUUCUGGUCAGAGCUAAAACACAACAAUGCAGUACGCGCCAUUUGCCUCUGACAUCGAAUUGCCAUUUUACGCCGCUCUAACAUCCUUGAAAAUCAAUCAUGACAAGCUAAAUGACUCGGCUCGCAAGAUUCUUGGCCUUUAUGAGCUUCGGCCUACAGACUCACCUGAAGCCUCAUGUCGGAUGCAAAUACACGGCGAUGCUCUAACCAACGAAGAAACACCGGCUGGAUAUUACCGCGCCGAGGGCACAAUAAAGAAUGUUAACACCAUUGAAGAAUACAUGAACACUAAUAAAUCACAUAUGCUCCAGCAAGCUGGGGAAAUGAUUUGGGCUGCUAUACGCGAUGGGAGUAUUUACUCUAGCCCUUCCCUGCUCUCCUCGUUCGUCGUUCUAUCUUAUGCGGAUUUGAAAAAAUACAAAUUUCACUACUGGUUUGCAUUCCCCGCAUUGCAUUCCGACCCUCCAUGGGUACCUUUGGGCGAAUCUGAUCCAAACAUGGAGCUCGACCAAAAUGCGAGCCUGGUCGGACGCACAGACGCUUUAACACAAAGCGAAUGUUUAGCUCUGGCUCACGCGGUUCAAGCAUGGAGCGAAACGGUAGACAACCGUCAGCGGGGCUUUUUCUUGGCUCGCAGAGUAUGCUUCGUUAGAACUAGCGCAAGCCGUAAGGAAGAGGCUGAGGAUCAGAAGUCUAGAGAUGCACCAAACAUACAAAAGCCACAUUGGCAGAUUGGACCGCUUUCAUCCUUUGAAGAGGGGUUCUUCCAGGAUGCGGACUUUGAUGAUUGUUUUGUCGUCUUUGCGGACCCCUCAAACUACGACGACGCGCCGGGCUGGCCGCUCAGGAAUCUUCUGUUACUAGCCAAACAACGCUGGAGACUCGAUAAGAUCCGAGUGCUAAGAUACCGUGAUGUGUCUGCAGGCCGUCAUCAAUGUCGCAGUACCGUGUUGACACUAAAGCUAAAGAAAGCACAAGCAUCAAGCGCUGCGAACCUGACUCCAUUGGAGAACAUGCCGAGAGUUACAGGAUGGGAGCGCAAUCCUUCAGGAAGGCUGACAGGACGGUUGGUUGAUCUCACAGGAUAUAUGGACCCUCAAAAAUUGGCCGACCAGUCCGUUGACCUCAACCUCAAACUCAUGAAAUGGAGGAUUAGCCCAAAUUUGAAUCUCGAAAAAAUCAAAGCCACCAAAUGUCUCCUCUUAGGAGCAGGCACGCUAGGCAGUUACGUUGCUCGGAAUUUAAUGGGCUGGGGUGUUUCUCGAAUCACUUUCAUUGACAACGGCUCCGUCUCAUUUUCCAAUCCAGUAAGGCAGCCGCUCUUUAAAUUCACCGACUGCCUAGAAGGAGGUGCCAAAAAAGCCCAUCGAGCUUCGCAAGCUCUAACUGAGAUUUAUCCGGGGGUUGAGUCCGCAGGACACGUACUUUCCGUACCAAUGGUUGGUCACCCUGUUAUCGAUGUUGAAAAAACGCGGGCAGAUUUCGAGACUUUGCGAGACCUUAUUGAUUGCCAUGACGUAAUAUUUCUCCUGAUGGACACAAGAGAAUCUCGAUGGCUACCAACAGUCAUGGGGAAGGCUGCAGGUAAGAUCGUCAUGAACGCAGCGUUGGGGUUUGACUCCUUUGUGGUGAUGCGCCAUGGGGUCAAAUCAGAUGUCCAGCUUUCAGAACAGCUUGGCUGUUACUUCUGUAACGACGUCGUCGCACCAAUGAAUUCCACUAAAGACCAAACGCUUGAUCAACAAUGUACGGUUACUCGGCCUGGAGUGGCCGCCAUAGCGUCCGCGUUGCUUGUGGAGCUUCUCGUCUCUAUUAUCCAACACCCGCUGGGUGCAGCAGCGCCAGCGCCGGUUUCAAGGGAUCAUGACAGAGGGGACCAUCCAUUGGGCCUAUUGCCGCAUCAAAUUCGGGGAUUCUUGCCAACCUUUGAAAAUGUCUCGGUUGUCGGCAGGAGUUACAAGUUCUGUAGCGCUUGUUCAGAUAAUAUUGUUGGGGCUUUCGAGAAGGAUGGCUGGGAUUUCGUACUGAGAGUUUUGAAUGAGCCCGGGUAUCUCGAAGUAUUGAGCGGACUGAAAGAAGUCCAAGCAACGGCAGAAGCAUCGCUUGCCGAUAUUGAGUGGGAUGAAGAUUCCGAACUUGACGAACGCGAGGGAUUAUCGGGUCAAGCAUGACAUCGAUAUCGUGGCUCGUCUAUGCGAGUACAUUGGAAAGCAGACAGCAAUGGCAAUCAAUAGGUUCUGUAUUCAAGCAACAUCUAGGCCCUAUCCUUGACGGUUGGGUUAUUUGCGACUGAUUC